Molecule: messenger RNA, 1669 nt
Organism: Nezara viridula (southern green stink bug)
Lineage: Eukaryota; Metazoa; Arthropoda; Insecta; Hemiptera; Pentatomidae
Source: the annotation of a GenBank genome assembly
AUUCGAUAUUAUUUGAGCCUUUGAAAAAGGUUCCACCUGAUAGAGAUACUUAAGAUGCCUGAAUUUAGAUAUUUCAGCUAGCUCUGUUAAUUUUAAUGAACUUUGUACACCGGCCUGACAUGACUAGUUUACAAUUUAAGUUAACCUCCUUACCGGUUUAGCGAAUACUAUUUUAUAGGAAGAUGUAUGAACGUUUAUUUAUUUGAUUAAAUCUUUGCCAAAGAUUACUCAGUAAUCAGAAAAAUGGAUGAAGUCACCUUUCAUCUAAUGCAAAGGAUCGAAACGUUUCAAAUAUGGCUUGCAGAAAUCACUCAAAGAAGUUUGGAACUCGUGGAAAAUACUGCGCAAGAGGUGCUGGCAUCGGAACAGUAUCGAAUCAUUCAGGAAGGAUUCAAAGAAAUAGUAACAUGUCUAAGUGAGUCUUGGACUGAAGCAGUUGAUCUUCUCACAAGGGUUUCAUACCCCAAACUAAUAAUUGCAUCUAUUUCUUCAUUUGUUGGAAAUGAUAUAAAUCGAGGAACAUUGACGGCAUGCUGUUUUGGUUUUACUGUCGGAUCCGGCCUGGGACUUGCCUUAGGCUUUUGUUUGCAGGCACCAUCGAAACCAAUAUACAUGAUGAGAGCUAUAGCUGCUACCAAUUUUACUGGACCUGAUGGUAUUGCUGUACUCGAAGAUGUACCGAUUCCUACCAUUAAAUCACCAGACCAGAUACUAGUCGAGGUACGAUUUGCAACUCUCUGUCAAACUGAUCUUCGUAUUUCUAGUGGAUAUUCAAAGACUAUGCGAUCAAUUCUUGACCACUCAACCGAACCACCUGUCAUUCUUGGACGAAGCGGCUCUGGAACUGUAGUGGAGGUUGGUGGUGCCGUUGAAGGCAUAGAUCCUGGAGACAAAGUAAUCUUCUGGUGCCCUGUAUGGCGGAAAGGUUGCCUCUCCCAGUAUGUCUGUCUUUCGUCGUGGCAAGUUGUUUCGCUCCCAAAGGGAGUUUCAUUGGAAGAUGGCGCUUGGUCAGCUUAUCCAAGUGUUUUAUCUUGGCGAUAUAUUCAAGAAUCAGGCAUAAAUACAAGAGAACUUCAUUCUAAAAGGGUGUUUGUUCAUUGUGGCUCAAACUGGGUCGGAGAUGCCCUCAGAAGGACUCUGACAACUCAUGGCUGUGAGGCCUCCGCUACAACUAGUCAAACACCCGUCGGCUCCGACAAUCCUGGCCAGUUCUUCCAUUUAUCCACUGCACCCUUACUCAUGACUGAUCCUCUUCAUAGGCAUAGGUAUGACCUUGUGUUCAACACAGAAGGUGAAGCUGCUGAGGAAUUCUGUCGCUGUUUGCUCUGCCCUAAGGGCAAGAUCAUUGGUUCAUAUCCUCCGUAUCUCUACUCCGACACGUUUGGGUCGUUCAUCGGCUUCGCUUUCUCUUUGUGGCUUAGGAUGACACAUCGACCUACGUGGGAAUUAAGUGGUAUGCGAGAGGGUAGCAGGCUGGUGAGAUCUCUUGGGCGUGCACCACAACCUCAAUCUCCUCAUGCGUUGGACCCAUCCAUGGUAGCGAUCAGCUCUCUUGGAGCUGUCCUCGUAUCUAUGGAUGAACUGAGUAGUGGAAAAAAGAAGAACACAAUCAAAUAGUAGUUUUAUUAUUGUUACUAUUUAUUUGUUAAUAAAUGUUUUAAUUAUGUAA